Messenger RNA from Vigna umbellata (rice bean), 1308 nucleotides. RefSeq lists its product as uncharacterized. Gene Ontology annotation, molecular function: pyridoxal phosphate binding; L-kynurenine:2-oxoglutarate transaminase activity. The record is from RefSeq and is a predicted model, not a curated record. Gene Ontology annotation, cellular component: cytoplasm. Lineage: Eukaryota; Viridiplantae; Streptophyta; Magnoliopsida; Fabales; Fabaceae. Gene Ontology annotation, biological process: biosynthetic process.
AUGUCAAAUCAUCCUACACGGUUCAUUCACAUUAAUAGUCAACCAUUUUGGGCUUAUCUUGGUUUUUUCUUUGCUUGUCAGGUUGCAAAGCGCUUAGAGAAGUUCCAAAAAUCCAGGGAAACAAUUAACAACCUGAAAGAUGGAAUCAUAAACCUUGGACGAGGCUUUCCGAACUUUGAUGGUCCAGAGUUUAUAAAGGAAGCAGCAAUUCAAGCAAUAAGGGAUGGGAAAAAUCAGUAUGCACGAGGUUCUGGAGUUCCAGAGUUGAACAUUGCUAUUGCUGAUAGAUUUAGGAAAGAUACUGGAUUACCGAUAGACCCUGAUAAUGAAGUUACUGUCACAAAUGGGUGCUUGGAAGCAUUUGCAGCAACUGUGCUAGGAUUAAUAAAUCCCGGCGAUGAGGUUAUUCUCUUUUCUCCUUUAUAUGAUUCUUAUGAAGGUAAUUUAGCCAUGGCUGGUGCAAAAAUAGUAAGCAUCCCUCUGCAAGCUCCAAAUUUUGCUAUCCCCAUUCAAAAACUGAAGUCCAUUGUGUCAAGGAGUACACGUGCCAUUGUUAUAAAUACUCCUCACAACCCUACCGGAAAGAUGUUCUCUCUGGGGGAGCUCAAUGCCAUUGCAUCCCUUUGCAUUGAGAACGAUGUUCUAGUUUUUGCUGAUGAAGUUUAUCAUAAGUUGGCAUUUGAUGUGGAGCACAUUUCUAUAGCUUCUUUGCCUGGAAUGUUUGAAAGGACCGUGACAAUGAACUCAUUGGCAAAGACAUUUAGCUUAACAGGAUGGAAGAUUGGUUGGGCCAUAGCACCCUCACACCUGACAUGGGGGCUGCGACUGGCGCAUUCUUUCAUCACUUUCUCAAACGCCACUCCUUUGCAGUGUGCAGCUGCAGUAGCUCUCAGGGCACCAGAGUCUUAUUAUGUGGAGCUGAAGAGGGAUUAUAGGGCAAAGAGGGAUAUUUUGGUUGAAGGAUUAAAGGCCGUUGGCUUUAAGGUAUUCCCACCCGAUGGAACAUUCUUUGUUUUGGCAGAUCAUACCCCUUUUGGAUUGGAAAAUGAUGUUGCAUUUUGUGAAUAUCUGCUUAAGGAGGUGGGGGUGCUGGCAAUUCCUUGCAGUGUGUUUUGCUUGAAUCCCGAAGAGGGAAAGAACCUAGUCAGAUUUGUUUUCUGCAAGGAUGAUGAAACUCUUAGGGUCGCGGUUGAGAGGAUGAAGGAGAAGCUUAGGAAAUGAUCUCACCGCUUGAUCAAGUCCUAUGAUAUAUAUUGGAUGUUCUACAUUAUCUAGCCGUUAUCAGCUCUUGUUUGCAUGUUCUUCUUC